GGAGUUGGUGGCUGCAAUAGGACUAGCGAGAUUGGCCAGAGACAAGGCCUCGGUUAAUAUGCGGGUAUAAGGACAGCCCGGCCUCGACUGUAUGCAUUAGGAAUGGUAUCGUUCGUGUGGCCGUUUGUGUCGCCCCAAUUUGCCCCAGUAGCCUUAGGUAGCCCUGUAGAUCCGGAUCUCGUCGAGCGACAUAGGACCAGCCCGUAUCUCAGGAACCUUGGGGAUAGCCGUCUGUGUCAACCUCGUGGCAUUGAUACGAACCUGAGCGUAGGGUUGGCAGAUGGGAAGAUCUCAUUCGGGGGUAAAUUGGUCGAGGGAUGGGAUGAGGAUGGAGAAGACGGAGAGAAGAGAGGGGUCUCGUGACCGGUGAUGGAUGAAUCUGUCAAUCUGUCUUGCCUCUUUCUCACCUUUCGUUCAUCUUCUUCUCCUCUU
Aspergillus brunneoviolaceus CBS 621.78 is the source of this 432-nucleotide messenger RNA. RefSeq lists its product as uncharacterized. The transcript has a single exon. The record is from RefSeq and is a predicted model, not a curated record. Lineage: Eukaryota; Fungi; Ascomycota; Eurotiomycetes; Eurotiales; Aspergillaceae. Bases 103 to 363 code for a protein of 86 amino acids.